Racocetra persica is the source of this 152-nucleotide messenger RNA. The record is from the annotation of a GenBank genome assembly. Lineage: Eukaryota; Fungi; Glomeromycota; Glomeromycetes; Diversisporales; Gigasporaceae.
AUUAGCUUCGGCAGACGAUACUUCGGCUUUAAGAGAGUUAUUUGUCAAACACGAUGAUAUAGAAAAAGAUUUUUGUAAUAAUAUUAGAGCUUACAAUAGUAUUUUUGCUUUUACUUCAAUGGGCAUCAAGUUAGAUGAAAAUCUUGCAAAUA